AUCUCUUCCUUGCUCUGUUUGAAGCUGUUCCUAUUACAGCCUGUACUUUUUCCUCUUCGUUAUAAUAUACACUGCCUCUAGACCAGAGUCUGCACUUCAAAGAUCAUGCUGCAGUAGUAGUAAUAGAGUGGCUGGGAGAAUUGCCUGCAGGACUAUGCCCAACCUCACCUCUGGAUUUACUAAUGUUUAACUAUUUGGACUGGAGCUGUUGACUGGUCACGGGAUAAAUAAUAUUUAAACUUUUUUUUUUCUUUUUGUCUCCACUGCUCUCCUUCACCCUGGAUCAGGGAACUACAUUCCCCAGACAGAGCCCAAAAAAAUGAAGACAUGGGUGAAGUGGUUGAUCGGAUUGCUGGUGGGGGCAGUAGUUGUGGUUGCCAUAGCUGUUCCUGUGGCUCUGCUGGCAUUUAAAGAUGAGGGAGAGUCAGACAGUCGGCUGACGUACACAUUGAAUGACUAUUUUGGUGAUCGGUUAAGGUAUAAAUCCUAUGGACUGCAGUGGAUUUCAGAUUUUGAAUAUCUCCGUCGGACGCCAGACUAUAAUGUGGUUGUAUAUAACGUGGACACGGAACAGACAACGAUACUCCUGUCAAACACCACAAUAGAUAGAAACAAUGAAUCAUUCUACGAGGUGUCACCGGAUAGGAAAUAUGCGCUGGUGCAGUACAACUAUGAGAAGGUUUGGAGGCAUUCAUACAAAGCCUCUUACCGGAUCAUUGAUGUUGAGAAGAAGCAGUAUGUAACUGCACAUGAACUACCUCACAGUAUUCAGUAUAUUACGUGGGCUCCUGAGGGUCAUAAACUGGCUUAUGUUUGGAAAAACAACAUUUACGUCAGAGAUUCUCCAGAGAAGCCGAGUGUUAAUCUCACAUCUGAUGGUGAAGAAGAUAAAAUUUUAAAUGGAGUACCGGAUUGGGUGUAUGAAGAGGAAAUGUUUUCCACAAACUAUGCUUUAUGGUGGUCACCGAGUGGCAGAUUCCUGACCUAUGCUCAGUUUAAUGAAACUGGCGUUCCAAUUAUAGAAUAUACAUUUUAUGGAGAUGAGUCUGAACUGUAUCCACAGACAAUUCAUAUCCCAUAUCCAAAGGCAGGAACAAAAAACCCCACCGUGAGACUCUUUACUGUAGAUACAGCAUCUCUUGACAAUUUAACAUUUGUGGAAAUUCUAGCACCAAACAGGAUCAUCUCCGGAGACCAUUACUUGAGCACCGUGACAUGGGCUACAGACCAAAGGCUGGCCAUCCAGUGGCUCCGAAGGAUUCAGAAUGUUUCGGCAAUUUUAAUGUGUACACAUCUAGACCCCUCAUGGCACUGCGAAGAUAUGUAUAGUGAAGAGAGCCAAACUGGCUGGGUUGGAAAUUUUGGGCCCAGUGAACCACUCUUCGUCUCAGGAAUUCGAUUUUAUAAGAUCAUCAGCAACGAAUUUGGUUACAAACAUAUACAUUCAUAUGGUGUAGGGAUGCCGAUGCCAUUAACAAACGGAAGUUAUGAAGUUACCAGCGUAGUUAAAAUAGUGGAAAAUGAUUUGUAUUAUAUAAGUAAUGAAGGAGAGCCAUCAUUCAGACAUCUUUACAAGAUGAAGUUGGUUUACCCACAUACUGCACAAUGUGUUACCUGCAAACUGCUCCCUGAAAGAUGCCAACAUUACUCUGCGUAUUUUAGCAAAAAUGGAAAAUAUUAUUCGCUAAACUGUAAUGGUCCAGGAAUCCCUUUCUAUACUCUUUACAGAAGCACCAAUGAUACAAUGGUAAAAGUUUUGGAAAGUAACGAAGAAUUAAGUGCUUUGCUUAAUGAUAUCCAACUACCUACAAAAGAAAGAAAAUCUAUAAAACUUCAUAAUUUUGAUUUGUGGUAUAUCUUGACUUUGCCUCCACACUUUGAUAAAUCAAAGAAAUACCCUCUGCUGAUCGAUGUAUACGGCGGUCCUUGCAGUCAGAAGGUUGAUCAAUAUUUCAGGCUCAACUGGGCCACUUACCUUGCCAGUACUGAGAAAGUUAUUGUAGCCAGCUUUGAUGGCCGAGGGAGUGGAUAUCAGGGUGACAAAAUCUUACACCAGUUAUAUCGAAGACUCGGAACAGUAGAGGUAGAAGAUCAGAUCGAGGCCGCCAGGCAUUUCAAAUCGCUGGGAUUUGUUGAUGAAAAAAGAAUAGCUAUUUGGGGCUGGUCUUAUGGGGGUUAUGUAACUUCUAUGGUGCUUGGCAGUGGAAGUGGCGAGUUCAAAUGUGGCAUUGCAGUAGCCCCAGUAUCAAGCUGGCAUUAUUAUGACACUAUUUACACAGAGAGGUACAUGAGCCUUCCUACACCAGAAGAUAAUCUUGAGAAUUACGAGAGUUCAACAGUCAUGGCAAGAGCAUCGAAGUUUAAGGAUGUGGGAUACCUUCUAAUCCACGGCACAGCAGAUGACAAUGUUCACUUUCAACAAGCGGCACAAAUUUCAAAAGCUCUUGUUGAUGCCGGAGUGGACUUUGAGACUAUGUGGUACACCGAUAAAGACCAUGGAAUUGGAGGGCUGGCCAACAGGCACAUCUACACCCAUAUGAGCCAUUAUCUGAAGCAAUGUUUCAAUCUACAAUAACGGUGGACAAAUCCAUUAUGGAACCUCGACCUUUACACUGUGACAAAUAAAAGGAGACUUUUUUUUUCCCGAAAUGAUCAUAAAUAAGCAAAGAUCAAUAAAUUUAGACCCAAAUACCAAAGCCAAGGACACCAUUUUUUGUAACUCCUGUAGGAAUGAAUGAAACACACACAGUCUAGUGGACAUACACUCCUGAAUAGUAUAAAUGUAUUUUAAGAUAUUAGAUCCCAUUACCUAAUGUAUAGCGGAUGAAUAAUUAGGAGGAUAAUCUAUUUAUAUGUCGAAGUAAACUCCUCAAAUGCCUGAGGAAUUGUUGCAUUAAUAUACAUAUCCCCUUAUACUGCGAGAGAUGUGAUCUUCAGGGAAUACUCAAGCACUUGGAAUUGUUCCUCAUGUUUAUGAAUUUUUAACUACUGUCUAAUUAAAACAGAAAGUACUCAA
This is a messenger RNA of Bufo bufo (common toad), 3016 nucleotides long. RefSeq names its product dipeptidyl peptidase 4-like. Gene Ontology annotation, molecular function: serine-type endopeptidase activity; dipeptidyl-peptidase activity. The transcript is spliced from 26 exons. The record is from RefSeq and is a predicted model, not a curated record. Gene Ontology annotation, biological process: proteolysis. Lineage: Eukaryota; Metazoa; Chordata; Amphibia; Anura; Bufonidae. Bases 320 to 2575 code for a protein of 751 amino acids.